Messenger RNA from Laccaria bicolor S238N-H82, 1668 nucleotides. RefSeq lists its product as uncharacterized. Gene Ontology annotation, cellular component: cytoplasm; nucleus. NCBI's taxonomy places the organism in Eukaryota, Fungi, Basidiomycota, Agaricomycetes, Agaricales, Hydnangiaceae. Bases 1 to 1668 code for a protein of 555 amino acids. The transcript is spliced from 5 exons. The record is from RefSeq and is a predicted model, not a curated record. Gene Ontology annotation, molecular function: 5'-3' exonuclease activity; 5'-flap endonuclease activity; DNA binding.
AUGGGGGUACAGGGUCUGACACCCUUCCUUCAAAAGACGUUCCCAGAUGUAAUACAACAAUUACCUGAUCGUCUGCGAGCUCUUGCCGGUAAGAAAAUUGUCAUAGAUGGAACCCUCAUCACUCAACGCCUCCACUUCGCUCAGGCCCCUCACCCAUACCGACAUAUUAUAGGCUGGUAUAGGAUAGCCAGGGAGGUGGAGGAGAGCGGUGUUUCUGCGAUAUGUGUGUUUGAUGGCAAAGAACGCAAUGCUGCGAAAGCACGCGAAGUUCAACGAAGACGCGACGUUAGAAGACUCGCUACCUCUCGGGGGACUUUGGAAAACGAUAGGUUCAAGCGCCUUCAAGGUCUCAAAUCUGCUCUCAAUAGUUUGCAUGGAUUAGAUGUCGUUGAGAGACAAGGAGUCUCGGCUCUUCUCCAGCGAAUUGAAUCGGAGAACCCCGUUGAGGAUCCCUCAGAAUUUUUCCAAGAACAACGGACCGUUACUCGUGCUUCCGAGGUCCCUCAGGAGAGCAAUUUACAAACGGUUACUAGAAAGGAGUCGCCACCUUCACCUUCAACUCCGCUCCACACGGAGUUGUCAAUUUCAGAAAUAAUGAGCGACGAUGGCCCGUCAAUACAACGUCCCAUAACACCAAUAUCACCGACCGUGAUAAACAUCCAAGAUCGAGAAUUUCCUACCGCUCUCGAACCGCCGUCCUCAUCGAUUUCGCAAGAUCUGACAAAUGAUGUGGAAACCCAAUUGGCGUCGCUUUAUCUCAGCUACAAGGACAGUGUCUCAAAACUAGCAUCCUUGCCUACACCCUUGGAAUCAGAAACAUCAGAGGCCGAAGAGGCAGCAGUAGAGCAAGUCAUGACGAAAACCCAAUACCAGUUGGCCAUCGAUGAGGGAGAGUUGUGGCAAAAUCUCACAUUGUCUCCUUGUGCCCUUCCUGACCUCUUGAAUGACGACAAAAUUUUUGUCAGCUCUUUGGACACUCUGAUGGAAAAGAGUUGUCUCAUAUCGGAAUCCUAUCAACGGCGUAUCAACGUGCCUACUGCCCAAACCUAUGACGAAUGCAAAGAAAUCCUCCAAGCAAUGGGUGUUCCCUGUGUCGAGUCUACUGGUGCGUUUGAGGCCGAAGCUUUGGCAGCUGCCAUGGUGUUAAACGGCCUGGCCGACUACGUCGUGAGCGAAGAUACGGACGUGUUAAUCUACGAGGCUCCAAUGAUUCGCAACAUUAGUAAUCAGAAAGACCCACUCACCAUCGUCUCUGGCGCGCACGUUCGCACGACGCUUGAAUUGACCCGCGAAUCCUUCGUUGACUUUGCCCUCCUUUUGGGGACAGACUUCUCCCAGCGGAUCAAGAAUGUAGGGCCAGCACGCGCUUAUAGAUUCAUCAAAGAAUAUGGGACCAUCGAGCGAAUAAUUGAGACUCAAACCAAGUAUCCUCCAAAAAUCUCCACCAAAGCGUAUCUCGACCAAGUUAAAACGGCGCGAAGGGUAUUCCGAACGCUUCCUCCCGUGCCCCAGCUCGAACUGCUCCAUCAAGACAAAAAGGAUGAAGCUUCUAUCAACCUCAUCUUUCAGCGUUAUGGCCUUGGAAGAUAUUUGAUGGUUACUGAUGAUUGGGACUAUGAAGAAGCUUUGGCUGGCAAUUACUUUGACGAUAAUCCUAGCGUAUUAUGA